AUGAUAUCCGCCUGUAGUGCACCAACAACGUGUCCAUAUGUAUUAUACCAGAAAAGAAUUUUAAAGUCUGGGUGCCUCCUUUUCUUCCGCUUUCGCAACACUUUCAUCAUCAGUUUUUUUUUUUUUCAUUUCUUUUUCACCGUCGUCUCUUUCUUCCUUUUCCUUUUCUUUCUUUUCUUUUAUCAUCAUUUUCUGCCCCUGUUUCUCUUUCGAUAUCUUUUUCGUUUUCGUCAUAUCUUUAUUUUUCUCUCUUUUCUUUCUCUUUCUUCGUCGAAUCUGAUUCUUCUCUUCUUUCUUCUCUUUCUUCAACUCUUCUUUCUUCUCUUUCCUCAACACACCCUUUUUCUCCUUCUUCACUUCUUCCUUCUCUUUUCUCAACUCUUUCUUUUUCUCUUCUUUCAACUCUUUCUUCUUCGAUUUCCUCAAUUCUCUUUCUUCCUCUCUUUUUCUUCUUUUCCUCAAAUCUUCUCUUUCUUUUUCUUCUUCUCCUCAACUCUUCCAUUUUUCUUUCCUCCAUUCUUUCUUUUUUUUUUCUUUCCUUUCACUUUUCUUCAACCUUUCUUCCUCAACUGUUUCUUCUUCUCUUUCCUCCACUCUUUUUUCUUCUUUUUCCUCAACUCCCCCUUCUUCUCUUUCCUCAACAUUUUCUUCUUCUCUUUCUUCAUUUCUCCCUUUUUCUCUUUCCUCCAUUCUUUCUUUUUCUGUUUUUUCAACACUUUCUCCUUCGAUUUCAUCAACUCUUUCUUCUUCUCUUUCUUCAACUCUUCCUUUUUCUCUUUUCUCAACUCUUCCAUCUUUUCUUUCCUCCACUCUUUCUUCUCCUCUACUGUUUCUUCUUCGCUUUUCUAUUCCUUCUCCUCUUUCUUCAAUUCUUUCUUCUUCUUUUUAAUAUUUUUGCUUAGCAACUCUUUUCGAUUCUUCUCAUUUCUUCAACUCUUCCUUAAUCUUCUUCUUCCAGAUGCUUCUUCUUCUUCUUUAUCUUCUUCUUCUUUCUUCUUCUUUUCUUCAACAAUUUCUUCUUCAAGAAUCUUGGAGGAACCUCGACGCCUUCUUUGGCAAUUCUUUAUUUUUAUUUAUUAA
Messenger RNA from Acanthosepion pharaonis, 1080 nucleotides. The record is from the annotation of a GenBank genome assembly. Lineage: Eukaryota; Metazoa; Mollusca; Cephalopoda; Sepiida; Sepiidae.